Molecule: messenger RNA, 1514 nt
Organism: Closterium sp. NIES-67
Lineage: Eukaryota; Viridiplantae; Streptophyta; Zygnematophyceae; Desmidiales; Closteriaceae
Source: the annotation of a GenBank genome assembly
GUCCUUGGAUUCUGCCCUCCUCGUCUCCAGAAUCUGGAUCCUUCACUCCUUCCUUAUCUUGGUUUCGAAGCAGAAUUUUAGUACCAGUAAAAAACAUUUCCUCGCCGGUGCACUUUCCUCGCGCCGUUCGCCCUAACCCUCUCGCCACCCGGUUCACGAGCGACAGCCAGUCGCCGACUGCGUUUCGUGUUUUUCCCCGUUCGGUCGCGCUCGUGCUUCUUUCAUAUUUACUCCCAGAAUCCACGGGCUUUCUCCUCCCCACGAUAUGUCGACCACUCUUUCCCCGUUACAGUCCCUCUUGGCGUACGUUCAAGAAGCCACAGGACUUGCUCCGUCAACAACAGUCUCGUUAUUAGUCCUUAUCGCGUCAAUCAUCUACGCCGUCUUUUCUUAUGUCCAGCACCGCGCAGCCCCUGUCCCGCCGCCAGUCCCGGGCCCACCGGAGCCGAUUAAAAUAGGGGAAAUUACCCUCGAGGAGUUGAGCCAGUACAGCGGCAGCGACCCAGAGAAACCGAUUCUCUUGGCCAUUCGAGGGAAGAUCUACGACGUGACUCGCGGGAAGCACUUCUACGGCCCUGGAGGCCCCUAUGAGGUGUUUGCAGGCAAGGAAGCGAGCCGGGCGUUUGCCAAGAUGUCAACAGACCCAAAGGAUGCAGUGGCGGACCUGACGGGGCUGACUUACUCGGAGAUGGAGACUCUAAGGGACUGGGAGUCGUCGCUGCAGUUCAAAUACGAUGUGGUGGGCACAGUGCAGGGGAGCGAGGCAAGCGUGGGGGGGGCAGGGGGGGCAGACGGGGCAGGGGGGGCAGAAGAGGGGAGAGAAGGAAAAGAAGAUGUGGCAACGGGAGCGGCAGGAGUGGAAGGGGAGGGGGCGCAAGCAGGGGAGGAAGGGGCUGGAGUGGUGAAGGGAAGUGAGAGCUGAUGGGGAAAGUGAGAGCUUACUCUGAGAUGGAGGCUUUCAGAGACUGGAAAUCUUUGCUGCAGUUCACGUACGAUGUGGUGGGUACGGUGCAGGGCAGUAAGGCGGGCGUGGGGGGAGCAGGGGGGGUGCAAGAGACGACAGGAGGAGGAAAAGAAGGUCUAGCAGCGGGGGCAGUGGCAGCGGAAGGGGAGGGGGUGCAAGGAGGAGAGGAAGGGGCUGGAAGGGUCGAAGAAAGCGAGAGCUGUCUGGGCUUACCUACUCUAAGAUGGAGACUUUGGGGGCGAAGCGAGUGUCGCUGCAGUUAAAGUAUGUUGUGGUGGUGAUGGUCAAGGGGAGCGAAGCGAGUGUUGGUGGAGUGGGGGGGCACAAAGAGGAAGGGGGACAGGAGGGAGAAGCGGAUGCAAGUGCAGGAGCAGAAGCAGGGGAGGGAGAGCAAGGAGGGGAGGAAGGAGCUGCAGGGGCGUGCUUAGGUUACGCCCUGGCUGCUGUGAUGGUCUUGCACUGUGGCAAGGCAACUCUGAGACACAGACUGUAGUACCGGCACAUAAAGUUUUAGGGUUUCAGGAUUAGGGUUUACUGGACCUGCUGCAAC